Electrophorus electricus (electric eel) is the source of this 3832-nucleotide messenger RNA. It is a transcript of the gene osmr, whose product is annotated as oncostatin M receptor. Gene Ontology annotation, molecular function: protein binding; cytokine receptor activity. Gene Ontology annotation, cellular component: external side of plasma membrane. The record is from RefSeq and is a predicted model, not a curated record. Lineage: Eukaryota; Metazoa; Chordata; Actinopteri; Gymnotiformes; Gymnotidae. Gene Ontology annotation, biological process: cytokine-mediated signaling pathway.
CCACAGCAGGUCGGGGAAAGCGGAAGAUGUCUACACAGAGACACACGCCCUGCGCUCGCUUGGCUUCAGACGCGUGCAUGGACCACGCGCCACAAACCGAGCCCGAGGGGUCAGCAGAAUGUGGCUGCUUUGUCCAGUGACGGUUCUCUUUAUCAUCUCGGCAGGAAGCGGCGCCUCUCCGCCGACCUACGUGGACGUUCGCGCGAGGGAUACGUGGAAUUUAGAGGUGCGCUGGACGGCGGAUGGCGAACGACGCCGCGGGGUGCAGGUUUAUGAAAUUCAAAUUGGGCGCAACGAAAACUUUACCGUCGUCGACCAGAGAAACGUGAGUAAAGAGGCGCCGGGAGCAGGUGUUCUAUUCCUCACGUGGGUCUGGACAUCAGCACUGCCGCUCCAGUGCGCGGACCACUCCGUGCGUAUCAGAUGCGUCUUUAGUUCGUCGCUCACAAGCUCCUGGAGUGCAUGGACAACUGCAUACGGGCAGCAGCACUCGCCCUCUGGACAGGUCCAGCUCUUCCCCGUGCAACAGGUGUUGCAGGAGGGCACCUCCACCAUCUUCUGCUGCAUCCCGGCUGACGGCGCAAACGUCACUGCCAUGAAGCUGGGCAAUGUUCUGUACACGCUCAGCCCGGUGGGCGGCCGCGUACAAGCCAUCCGGGAGGAGCGGCUCGACUCCUCGCUGUUUGGCGUGAACCUAAUCUGUCAGGACGACUCGGGCAGCAAGAACAUAGUCUUAAACUACGUCACCUUUCCUCCGCAGAGGCCACAGAACCUGAGCUGUGAGACCAGCGACCUGCGGAAUAUCGUCUGCUCCUGGAUAGCCGGCAGGAAACCCAACCUGAGCAAUAACCACCGUCGCCGCUAUACUCUCCAAUUCCAGCGCUCAGAUGGAGUGAAUGUGACAGAUAUUCCGUGUGACAUCUCCAGAUGCACGUUCAAGAUGGUGGCAGAGCAGAGCUUCUACAACAUCUCCGUCGUGGUGAGGAACGCCCUGGGAGAGGAGAGACAGAGCUACGCCUUCAACAUCUCCGACAGAGUGUUUCCUGUUGCCGAGGACGUCUCUGUACUAGCGGGAGUGACGGAUGCUGAAGUGUCCUGGGCAUUAAGUGGGAAUUUUUCCAGCCUACAGUUUUCCUGCCGGAUCAGGCUGGAGUCAGCUGGAGGACAAAGGGAGCUGCAGGUUAAGGUCCCUGAGUGGGAACGGCGUGUGACUGAACAUGUGAAGCAUCUGCAGCCUAGCUGUCAGUACUCCAUCACACUCUGCUGCCACCUGCUGGAAAACAGCUGCCGCUACACCACCAAACCCACCCACUUUACAACAGAUCCUCUGGUGACGCUCAGUGUCUGGCGGAGGAUAGAACGCAGAGCUCACAAUCGCAGCAUCGCAGUUCUGUGGAAAACUUUUAACAGCGGUUCAGACUCCAAUGUGCAGGUGUUUGAAGUGUGUGUGAAGCAGAAGGAUGCUCUGAAGAGUGUGUGUGAGAACGUCACAAAGACACAGGUGGAUUUAACAGUGGGAGCCGGAGUGUAUCAUGUGUCAGUGAGAGCAGUCACACUCGUAGGUUUAUCUGAACCAGCCCAUAUCACAGUUCCAUCAGACCACCCAGUGUCCAAGUUAGUGGAGAAGAGGAUUAUGGGUGAUGCGGAGGGGUUCCUGUUGUCUUGGUCCAGUCUCUCCUCAGCCACUGGUGGCUACAUUGUAGACUGGUGCAGGAGAGGUAGUGCAACACCAUGUGACCUGCAAUGGAGUAAAGUGCCAGCCAAUCAGACGUCCUUGUUUCUCACAGCAGAUGGCUUCCAGAAGGGAUGCAGAUACACAUUUAGGAUUUUUAGCUGUCACUCAGAAGGGGACCUUGUUCAUGAGAAACAGAUCGGCUAUUUGGAAGAGCAGAAGCCUGUUCAAUUCCCCGAGCUUGAAUUUCCACCGAGUGUCAGCUGGACAUCCGUAAAACUGGAAUGGAGUUUUAAUGAGGAGGAUCCAGCUCAUCCUGGAUUCAUCACAGGAUACAUGAUAACAGUCCAUAAUGAUUCUCAGUGGAAUUCUACUCACAACGUGUGGAGCCUCUCUGUGCAGAUGCCUGACUGUAAGAGCCUGGAGGUGGCAGGUCUACAGGAGAGCCAACAGUACACAAUCUGUCUGGCAGCAUGUACAUGUGUUGGGUGUGGUCCUGUAACCACCCUCACAAUCACCACCCUGCAGAACCGUUACCUUCUGCUGGCGAAGGUCUUGACCCCUCUCCUCGUUGUGAUGGGCUGUUUCCUUUGCUUUUGGCCUUGCAGAAAAACGUUGACAGGAAUCGCUGUAGAUGUUUUUAAGUUCCCAUCAGAUCACACUAUGAAAGUGUUGGAGUUGGACGGCAACCUGUAUGAGGUGAGUGAGAACCUCAGAGCUCUGCAGGUGGAGGACUGUAAAUGUUGCGAACUGGAGAUCAUGGAGGCACCAAGCACCGUGGCGGAGAAAUCCUGCCUGCUGUUCACCGACAGCUCAUGGAAACAGAAGGACCUCUCUGUGCUAGCUGCUCCACCCCUUACAGAAAACAGACCCACCCCGGUGGGUUGGGCUGCCGCAGAGAACGCCCCCCCGUGCAGAGAGCCAGGCGGCGAGACCAUGACGAGCAUGGUGAACCUCACUUACCUGUCCUCCCUGCCAUGCCCCGAGGAUCCUGAGGGGGCACCACCGUACCACACCAGCCAGGAGGCUGGCCCCAGCAGCGACGGCUACGUCACCUCCAUAACCAUGGUGACACGAUGUGACUCAGGAUGAUUUCAAUAUUUGUGUGUGCGUGUGUGUGUGUGUGUGUGUGUUUUGUGUGAGAACGUGUGGGAGGUCAACUACAGUGACUGAGCACAAACUCCCAUCAGCUGUUCUCUGUAUUUGUACAUCUGUGGUAUUUUGACAAGCUGCAAAUUCCUGAUAACCAUAUUUUUAAAAAAGUGUUUUGACUGCACAGAGAAGAUUGAGUUAGUGUUCAUCUGUUUCUCAAGACCUUAAAAAAGCAGACAACUGCUCAAGAGGUUUGGACUUGAUCAACAUAAUAAUCCAAUUACACAACCAGAGUUAUCGGUUCAAUCCUGGAGAUGAUCAAGCUUACUUACUGAAAAAGACGUUGGACCAACCAACACACACGACCCUGACUCACCUCAACCCGGUGCCCAGAGAACGCAGAUGACCCUGAUGAAGCUGAGCCCCUGCUCUCUCAGCUCCUAUGCUUGAAUGUGAAGUGCUGGACAAGCAGUCAUCUGCUGAAAGAGAAAGCUGCUGACCUCACCAUUUUGUCUGCUCAAAAUUCAUCUUAAUUACUUUGUCUUGAUUACUUCAUCUUUCGUGGAAAUUCUAUGCAUAAAUGUACUAAAAAAACUUACCAAUAAAAUAAUUUACAUUUCAUUUAAGGAAAAAAGAACAUUCCUGCAUUGCGGAGUAUAAGACUAACACACAUCUCUCAGCACUCUGACAGAUUCAUAAAGCACACGAGCAACCGCUGCAGGUACUCCUCUCCAAACAUGAGCAGCGCUACCCCAGUAACAACCAUCAUCUGCCAACAGUCCCAACUCCAACGCACUCUUUAGGUAAAAUCUAGUGGCACUUUACAAUAGCUCCAUCAGUGCCAGAACAGCAGAAACUCAACACACCGAACCCUCACUGUGAGACCUUCGCCCUGUCUAGUGGUGAAUUAGUACCAGCAGAAACUCAACACACCGAACCCUCACUGUGAGACCUUCGCCCUGUCUAGUGGUGAAUUAGUACCAGCAGAAACUCAACACACUGAACCCUCACUGUGAGACCUUCGCCCUGUCUAGUGGUGAAUUAGUACCAGCAGAAACUCAACACACU